Molecule: messenger RNA, 2832 nt
Organism: Carassius auratus (goldfish)
Lineage: Eukaryota; Metazoa; Chordata; Actinopteri; Cypriniformes; Cyprinidae
Product: deoxyribose-phosphate aldolase-like
Exons: 9
Coding region: 114-1070 (318 amino acids)
Biological process (GO): deoxyribonucleotide catabolic process; carbohydrate catabolic process
Cellular component (GO): cytoplasm
Molecular function (GO): deoxyribose-phosphate aldolase activity
Source: RefSeq, a predicted model, not a curated record
CGAGCGAUCCCGGAAGACUCGUAUUGUUAAAGCUGUCAGUGUGCAGUGAUACUACUUUCCAAAAUUAACUAAUAUUUGCAGUUCAUUUCAUUCAGUAAUUAGAAUUUAACAUCAUGUCCGCUAGAAAUCCCGGAAUGGAUCUUGAUCUUGAAUCGGUGUCGAAAGUCAGAGUCAACACUCAGGCUGUUCUUAAACGAGCUCAGCAGAUCCAGGGACGCAAAGUGGCCAAAAAACAGUGGCAGGCUGCCUGGCUGCUGAAGGCCGUCACAUGCAUUGAUCUGACAACACUCGCUGGUGACGAUACACCUUCAAAUGUCCAUCGACUCUGCAUGAAGGCCACACAGCCGGUCCGGCAUGAUCUGCUGAAGAGCAUGGAGAUGCACGACAAAGGAAUCACGACUGCAGCGGUAUGUGUGUACCCAUCACGGGUGGCUGAUGCUGUGAAGUCUCUUAAAGCAGCCAACUCUAGUCUUCCUGUUGCAUCUGUGGCAACCGGUUUUCCUGCUGGACAAACUCCAUUGAAGACCCGUCUUGAGGAGGUUCAGAUGGCCGUGGAAGAUGGUGCUACAGAGAUCGAUAUUGUCAUCAACCGGACUUUGGCACUCACUGGGCAGUGGACAGCUCUCUACGAUGAGAUCCGGCAGUUCAGAGAGGCCUGUGGAGACGCCCAUAUGAAGACCAUCCUGGCGGUGGGAGAGCUGGGAACCUUCACAAACGUCUACAAGGCCAGUCUGGUGUCCAUGAUGGCAGGAUCUGACUUCAUCAAAACUUCAACUGGCAAGGAGUCAGUCAAUGCCACUUACCCCGUUGCCAUCGUAAUGGUGCGGGCCAUCCGUGACUACUACUUAAGGACAGGCUAUAAGGUGGGUUUCAAGCCCGCGGGAGGCAUCCGUACGGCGCAGGAGUCUCUGGUGUGGCUGACCCUGAUGAAGGAAGAGCUUGGAGACGAGUGGCUCAGUCCUCACCUUUUCCGACUGGGAGCGAGUAGCCUGCUAGCUGACAUUGAACGGCAGAUUUACCAUUACGUGACUGGACGCUAUCCUGCAUAUCAUGAACUCCCUAUGGCCUGAAUCUGUGCAAAAUCAUGGGAGAUUUCAACCAAUGAAAACUGUUCAGAUCAGCCAGUGAUGUGAUGGAAAUAAGUCAUAUCUGUUUAUGAGGUCAAUUAUAAGUUAUAUUUAUAAGUCACCCAAAAAUGAAAUUGUAUCAUUUUUUUCAGCUGUUCCAAAAUUUUUAUUAAUUUUGUUGAACAAAAAAUAAGAUAUUUUGAAGAAUGUUGGUAACCAAACAGUUCAUGGUAGCCAUUGACUUCCAUUGUGUGGAAAAAGAAAAUACUAAGUGAAUAGGUACCGUCAAUUAGCUACCAGCAUUCUUCAGAAUAUCUUUUUAACAAUGGAAGAAAGUAACUCAUACAGGUUUGGAACAAGUUGAAGGUGAGUAAAUGAUGACAGAAUUGUAAUUUUUGAGUUAACUAUCCCUUUAAAUGAAGUCCAGUAUUUUUCAUCAUAAACUAAGAAUAUAUUUUAUUCUAAUGUAAAAACUUGAGUUGUGAAUGUCUAUUUCAAGUUAUCUUGCAUAAUAAUUCAAACCCAAGAACAUAUCUGGAUUUCUGGAUGACAUGGUGCAACCUGAACCAUCUGAAGUAAAAGUGCUCACUUUACGUCAGCGCAAAGGCCUCUUGCAUCACUUUCUCACAUCUACGAUUCCCAGCAGUUGUUCCUCAGACAAGUGUACAGAUCUCGUAAGCUUCAACUGGGGUUACGCUAGCACUGUCCGAGGCUGAUGUUAUUUGACUUCCGCUGAACUAAUUUCAUUAAUCAAGCGCUGGAUGUCAGAAGUGUGUGUUUGGGAUUAAUUAAGAGGGGUUAAGAGAGUUUAAAUGAUCAGAUAAAGCUGCGUGCCAGUUAGAGCUUCGUUUGAAGAUGGAGAACUUUCUUUUUCUUCUCUCUCUUUCUUCUUUAAUUAAGAGAUCUCGGGCCGUACCCUUGACUGGGAUGGAGGAUAAAUGACCGAAUUAAUUGUGGAAUGGGGAAUGAGCCGAGAGGUGAGAGUAGAGCAGGAUGGAAACUUCUGUAAAUUCAGUCUGAAAACUGGAGCACAAAUAGAUUUGUAUUCACAGAGAAGCGAUAAAAGCUAUCUAUCUAUCUAUCUAUCUAUCUAUCUAUCUAUCUAUCUAUCUCACAUGUUGAUUGGCAGCUGUGUGUCUGUGUGUGCCUGUGUCUCAUUAGCAGGGACUCUGGUAGUUUAUGAGACCACACUGGCAGGACUGAGUAAGAGUGAUGGAGCCCCGGCGCUCCGUCUGGUUCUCCCCACCUCCCUCAGGCCAUGACAGAUUAGCUUCACUUACAUAAAGGCAUGUAGAUCAUCUGCAAUCUGGACCCGUGGCCCGCGCCACCAAGCCAGAUAACACUGAGGGAUUGAGCUAGCCUUCAGAUUGAUUCUCCCCUCCACAGACAAACACUUCCUCUUCUUUGCUCUCGUCCCUGUUUUUCUUCCAAUUCUCGCCUCUCCUUUACUCAAUCACUUUCUGUCCUUUAGGCAGUGUAUCCGCUGCAGUUGUGCUUUGUAUUUUAUACAAGGUCAUAUAGCUGGCAGAUAUAAUAUGCAUAUUUUAUUAAUCUUCGUCCAACACAAAACAGCUCUUUAAUCACACAUUCUAUGCCAAAAUAAACAAAUCUGACUACAUAAUACAUGUGAAGAAAUACGCGUUUGUAUAUUAUACAGUAUUCAAGUACCAGUAAGUUAUGUCUAGAGCUGGAUGAUAUACUGUAUGGUCAAAAAGCCUAAUCUUAAAAUUUAGGAUAUUUAAGGUGAAUAAAAUAUGGUCAAAAU